This is a messenger RNA of Drosophila grimshawi, 1846 nucleotides long. RefSeq names its product serine protease inhibitor 27A. Bases 391 to 1746 code for a protein of 451 amino acids. Gene Ontology annotation, molecular function: serine-type endopeptidase inhibitor activity. The record is from RefSeq and is a predicted model, not a curated record. NCBI's taxonomy places the organism in Eukaryota, Metazoa, Arthropoda, Insecta, Diptera, Drosophilidae. The transcript has a single exon.
CAACAAGCGAAUACGCAGAAUAGACACAGAAAGAGAGAGCGCGAGAGACGGAGAGAGAGAGAGAGCGAGAGACGGAGAGAGAGUAAGCAAGCUCGUGAUGCGCUCUGCUUUCUCGGCUCGGGACUCCCUUUAAAGCAAUAGAGCGAAAAGAAAGACGAGCAACAACAAAACGACGAUGUUAAACAGUAAGCUGGUUUUAAAAUGGCCUGCUCGCUGCUAGCUUUGAGUCACUCUCAGUUGGACCCGAGUACCAAACGGUUCUCUAAACGUUCUGUGCAGAUCGCUGCUGCUGCUGUCGCUGCGACUGCUACAAAAAGGAGUGAAAAUACACACACAAUACAGAAAAAAAAUACGUAUACAUACACAAAACAAAAUUAAAUAAUAUUUAAUAUGUGCUCGUUGCUGGUGGUGCUGCUGCUAGUGAGCCUAGCGGCAAAUAUCAAUGGCAACCCAAACGUACCCGCCACACUAACCACACCGACUGGCGUAUUUGAGACGCGCACAGAUCAUGUGCCCAGCAUUACCACCACUGAAAGUUCAUUGAUUCCGAGUGCGGCUUCGGCAUCAUGGCCCACUGCAUCCUAUGAUGACAUCGACACAUUUGUGCCAUAUCGCAGUGAUUCGCACGAUAAUUUCUCGUGGCAAUUGAUGAAAACGGUACUACUUAGCGAGACGGAACAACAGAAUAAUGUGAUCAUAUCACCAUUUUCCAUUAAAUUGGUGCUGGCACUGCUGUCAGAGGCCGCGGGCGCAAAUACACAGACACAACAAGAGCUGAUAAGCACACAAACGGACAUCAGGUCGGCGAAUAAUGUGCGUGAAUUCUAUCGCAAGACGCUCAACUCGUUCAAGAAGGAGAAUCAACUCCAUAACACGUUGAGUGUGCGCACAAAACUCUUCACCGACAGUUUCAUUGAGACGCAGCAAAAAUUUACGUCGACACUGAAACACUUCUACGAUAGCGAAAUUGAAGCACUUGAUUUUGCCGAUUCACCCGCUGCUGCCUAUGCCAUCAAUGAGUGGGCGAACAAUGUGACCGAUGGGCGUUUAAAAAAUUUGGUCACACCCGAGACGGUGCAGAAUAGCGUUAUGCUGCUCACGAAUCUCAUCUAUUUUAAGGGUCUGUGGCGCCGUCAGUUCUUCAGCACAUACGAGGGCCCCUUCUUCACCACCAGAGAUGCACAGACACGCGUCCAGUAUAUGGAGCAAACGGAAUUCUUCUACUACCACAACUCCGACAAGCUAAAGUCACAAAUAUUGCGGCUGCCCUACAAGGGCAAGAACUCACUAUUUGUCCUGUUGCCCCAUGAAAUGGACGGCAUUUAUGAGCUGCUGCAGGCGCUGGAGAACGUUGAUGUGAAGAGUGCCCAGUGGGCCAUGCAGGAGGUGAAGGUGAAGGUGACACUGCCCAAAUUUAAAUUCGACUACAAGCGCAACUUUAAGCAAACCCUUCAGGAUUUGGGCGUACGCGAAAUAUUCGAGGAUACCGCCUCGCUGCCGGGUCUCUCACGGGGUGCCGAUGUUGCCGGCAAGGUGAAGGUAUCGAAUAUAUUGCAAAAGGCCGGCAUCGAUGUGAAUGAGCAGGGAACGGAAGCGUAUGCAGCCACCGUCGUUGAGAUUAUCAAUAAAUUCGGAGGCCCGACAAAGAUCGAGGAGUUCAAUGUGAAUCGACCAUUUGUGUUCUUCAUCGAGGAGGAGGCCACCGGCAACAUUCUGUUUGCCGGCAAGGUUCAUCAGCCUUCCUAAGGACGCUCAACGAGCUCAACACGGGCGCGCUUGAUAUGAUUAUUUGAUUAUAGAGUUACAUUGACAAUAAACAAAAACUAUCCUAUAUAUGAGAUUAUAA